Messenger RNA from Octopus sinensis (East Asian common octopus), 2007 nucleotides. RefSeq names its product cytochrome P450 2B4-like. Lineage: Eukaryota; Metazoa; Mollusca; Cephalopoda; Octopoda; Octopodidae. Bases 230 to 1729 code for a protein of 499 amino acids. Gene Ontology annotation, molecular function: iron ion binding; oxidoreductase activity, acting on paired donors, with incorporation or reduction of molecular oxygen; heme binding. The record is from RefSeq and is a predicted model, not a curated record. The transcript has 8 exons.
UAACUGCAAUACAUACUGAAGCCAAGUGCUCACACAUUAAUUAAAAGAAGCAGACUAAUAUAUAUAUAUAAAGAGUAAUCUCGUUAAAAUACCAUUUAUAAGAUUUGGCUGACUUCUAAUUGUAUGCAGCGGAUUUUAACAACCCUUAUCUUUAAGAACUCUGGGAGCUGAGUGGAAUAUAUUUCAAGCUUUAAAUACGAACACAUAACUGCAGUAACAACAUAGGGUUAUGGAUAUUUGUCCAUCAUAUGCUAUAGAAACUAUUAAUAUACAAAGUUUCUUGUUUGGAUUAGUCACUCUGUUGCUCGUACGCUGGUUUAUGACGCGUAAAAAGUACAACUACAAUUUACCUCCGGGUCCCACUUCAUUUCCAAUAAUUGGAAAUCUACCUCAGAUGAUCACAACCACAGAUCUUUGCUCGAAGAUGAAAGAUUUUCGAAAACAAUAUGGAGAUAUUUUCAAACUCAAACUUGGUUCUGACACUCUGGUGACUGUAUGCAAAACAGAAUGGAUUUUAGAAGGAUUAGUAAAGAAAGGAGAGGAAUUCAAAGGAAGACCCUACUGGAUCUACAUGACGAAGCUAUUAUCCCGAAAACAAGGUAUUUUCUUUAACACUGGAAAAGAAUGGAAGGACUUGAAAAAGUUUCUUUACGCAACAUUCCGUGAUUUAGGAAUGGGCAAGAGAAAGCUAGAAGACCAAAUAUAUUUGGAAACCCAGAGAUUAUGCAAAGUUUUUCAAUCUCACAAUGGCAAACCGUUUUCCUUGGGCGACCCUUUGGCAUACUUCUCUUUGAGUAUUGUAUACUAUAUAAUAUUUGGUGAAAGGAUCAGAUUUGGUGAACUUGAGUUUCAGGAAAUUGUUGAAAACUUAAGAUUCUUCUUCAAGAAUAGUAGUGCAUUUAUACCAGAGAAUUUCUUUCCAUUCCUGAGAUUUUUUCGAUGGAAUUCUCCCGUAAAACAAAUUCUCAAGAACGACAGAAAAAUCCGAAGCUACAUAAAAGAGAAAAUCAGGGAACAUAAGGAAACAUACAAUGGUGACGAUAUAAGAGAUUUCAUUGACGUCUACUUACUCACACUUGAGAAGGAACCAAACAGUGAAUCUUUAUCUGAAGUGAAUAUGUUUCGGACGAUUAUCGAUAUUUUUGUGGCUGGAACAGACACAACAGCUACAAGUCUUAGCUGGGUUUUUCUCUACAUGGCGAAAUAUCCAGACAUACAGGAAAAAUGCCGAGAAGAAAUUCAGAAGGUCACAAAUCUGAACAGGCCUAUCACAAUGGAAGACAAAAGACACAUGACAUACGUUGCAGCAACGCUACUUGAGGCCCAGAGAAUGGCUCCAGUUGCUCCACUCACUGCUCCACAUGCCUCUACGAUAGACACAAAACUAGGAGGUUAUGAUAUUCCAAAAAAUACCAUUGUUCAAUUCAUGUUAAUGGCUGCUCAUUACGAUCCGAAGUAUUGGGAUAAACCAGAGGAAUUCCGACCUGAGAGAUGGAUUGAUGAAAAUAAUGAGUUAAAGAAAAAUGAGGCUUAUAUGCCUUUCUCUUUGGGCCCCAGAAUAUGUGCAGGAGUAUCACUAGUCAAUAUUGAAUCUUUCAUAGCUUUUUCAAACAUCUUACAAAAAUUUAGAUUGGAAAGUCCAGACGAAACACCAAUGACAAUGGAAGGCAGACAAUCAGGAAUUACUUACGUUCCAGUGAAGAAUAAUAUCCGUGCAAUACCACUGUAAGAUCCAUUUGUCUUGUAUGUUUGAAAGCACCUCUAUAGGAUACACUGGGUAUACCGUAGAAAGUAUGCUACUUUGAGGCAGUCAAACACAAGAACCGUUCAUUUAAGUCAAGAUUUCAUGGUGGUAUUAUAUUCACCUAGAAGAUACAUGAUAAUAUCUGUGUAGUAAUACCUUCUCAUAUACUUCGUAAAAUUUAGAUGAUAGAAACAGACAGAACAGCGACAGCUAUGGUAAUAUUAAUGCCUGACUUUGUCAAUAAAGCUUUAAUAUUGUAUUAU